UCCCUCUUUCAACAAUUUGCAUGCAAGCAUUAGUGGGAGUGUUCAGUGAUUUAGAAACUUCAGCUGCACACACAGCAUCUUGUUCAAACUUCAGUUUAUCCAGUUCGUUGAUCCAUGAUGAAACUCUCUGCCAUUGUUCCACUGUGGGCUCUUCUCUCUCUCACCCAGCAGGCAGCUCCACGCGAAAAGUGUUCCUGUGAUCUGAGUCUUGAAGAAAAGGCAUUCCCUCAUGACAAACUCCAAACAGUGGAGGGCAAUGCAACAGAGUGCAAAACCCAUGUCACACCAGAGAAGGCUCUGGAGCUGGAAAGUCUGCUGUUGGGACUGGAGAAACGUCUCACCCAGCUGCACAAUGACAUGACCAUCUUGGAGAACGAGGAUGAUGGGGAGCUGUAUGGAGUUCUCAGUCUGUUCAUUAUUGAAAACGAAAUGGUUGAGAUCAGACAGCUGAUGAACAAGCUCAACAGAACCACUCUGGAAUACCAAGUCCUCACUGCUGACACCAUUCAACAGCUGGAGGACUUGAAAACUGAAAUGACCAAACUGGAGAAAUUUGACACCAUGGAGGUAAUGAAGGGACGAAAGGUCAACAGGCAUCUGAAGAUUGCCCUGCAAACAUGCAAGAGCGGCGUUAAUGUCACUGCCGUACCCACCCAGGAACCAUAUGGUACGUGUGAACGAGGUCCGCUCCGGAACGUUACUGGGCCUGUUGUCAACACACAAGGAGAGUUCUCUGGCAAUUAUCCCUAUGGGGCUUGGGGUCGUGAUCCCAAACCAGAGGUGGGGAAAGACAGAUGGUACUGGGUGGUACCACUGACCUCCAGCCAGUACGCAAACUAUGUCCGUUUCUACUCCAGUCUUAGCGCUCUCAUCAUUGGGGUGAGCAAUCCAGGUAACAUCCAGAUUUCCCCUUCUAACCCAACAACCAACACCAUUCAGGGUCCCAAUAACGUUCUGUAUGGAGGUGCUCUGUACUACAACUGUUACAACCAAGAUGCUGUUUGUCGAUUCAACCUCACCACCAAAAUUGUGAGCAACGUAAAGCUACCCAAAGGAACCAGGUAUAACUCAAAGAGUAAUUUCUGCCAUCUUGAGAACUGCUUCCUCUUCACCGACCUGGACCUGAUCACAGACGAGUCAGGCGUCUGGGUGGUCUACACCACCACACAGGCUUUAGGCAAUCUGGUUCUGUCCAAGGUAGAGGAGACUGAGCCACCGAGCCUCGGUAAAACAUGGACCACUUCAGUCUACAAGCAAAGUGUGUCCAACACCUUCAUGGCCUGUGGUGUCCUCUAUGCAACACGAUACAUUGACACAAAUAUGGAGGAAGUGUUUUACUCUUUCGACACUACGACAGGGAUGGAGAACUUCAAGGUUGGCAUCUUCAUAAACAAGGUGUCUCCAAACAUUUAUUCCUUGAACUACAGCCCGGUGGACCAGAUGCUCUAUGUAUACAGUGAUGCUAAGAUGGUCUCCUACAAGGCUCUGUUUGGGUACUCUGAUCUUUAUUCUUCAUAGGCAUGACGAUUAGAGUUGUCAAUUUUUAUAAUCAGUUAAUAUCAGGUAAUAUCAGUAUGGUUUCAAUUAAUAUUUAAACAUCCUCCUUUUUCCAGUUUGGCUGAAUAAAAUGUACCUUACUUUUCUGUUAUCUUUGUUUAGCAAGUACAAUCUAAAAAAAGCAGUUUAAUAUAACUCUCUAAUGAAAUACUGUAUGGUCUCAACGACUUCGACAUGGAUUUAGUGUUACCAUUGUAACAUGGCUACAGAUUAAGUCAAAGUUGAUUGGGAAAAUUCUAAAAACAAAUUACUGGAUUGUGAUCAACAAGAUAUCGUUUUAAGUUCAUGAAAGUAAAAAAUUCUACUAAACAUUUCAUACAUCAGUUAACCAUAAGGUGACUUGGUAGUCCUUAGUAGAUUGUCUUUUGUGGAAGACUCUCCAUUCCUACCAUCUUAUAAACAUUUGCAAAGGAUUUGUUGCUGGAGAUGCUUCUAUUGUACUAGCUAUUAAUAUUUCCAGAGAAUUAUGUAAACUCACACCAAUAGCCUGCCCUCACUGUUGCUAAAAAAUAAAAAUA
This is a messenger RNA of Fundulus heteroclitus (mummichog), 2075 nucleotides long. Its product is annotated as olfactomedin-4. Bases 115 to 1518 code for a protein of 467 amino acids. Gene Ontology annotation, biological process: signal transduction. The transcript has 7 exons. The record is from RefSeq and is a predicted model, not a curated record. Lineage: Eukaryota; Metazoa; Chordata; Actinopteri; Cyprinodontiformes; Fundulidae.